GUGGCUAGAACGACAGCCCUGCUCCUGCUCUUCAUCCUCGCUUCCGCAUCGGCCAGCCAGAAAGCCGAGAAGAGGCACUACAGUCCCUAUGGAUGGGGAUUGGGGUACGGAGGUUAUGGAGGAUACGGAGGUUAUGGAGGGUACGGAGGUUAUCCCGGCUUCUACGGAGGUUAUCCCGGCCUCUACUACGGAGGAUUCGGAGGGUACCCGGACCUGCGAUGGUAUCGGAGAACUCGUCGGUCCGUCAUGACGGAGCAUCAUCGUGGGGAAAUUGCUGCCAAUUUGCCAAAUAAGCGGCUAAGUUCCUCGAUCGACACGAAAUUGCACUCGGUCGGUUGCGAAGUUCCGCGGAUUCCCCGAGGGCCAAAGGUCGGAGGGAGGGAGGCUGGAAUCCUCUCCGCCGAGAAACGCUCUGAGCGCAACACAUCCGUGUGGCUGACGGUGUCCUUCACGGUGGAGCGAUACCUGGCCAUGAAGAACCCGCUGAAGGGCAAGGUGUGGUUCACCGAGUCCCGGGCGAAGCGGGUCAUCGCCCUCGUCUACAUCCUCUGCUUCCUCAGCAUCCUCUCGACUCCCUUCGAGUGGAGGGUGCAGGAGUCCCAUCUGGUUCGUGAUGAUCGAGACGAAUCCCAGAUCUCCCUCGUUCUCAGCAGCCUCGGCGCUAAUCCUGGAUACAGGAAGGGAUUCUAUUGGUUCACGGUGACCGUGUUUAUAUUGGUCCCUCUCACCCUUCUCCUCGUCCUCAACAUCCUCCUCAUCUACCACGUCCACCGGACCUUCCGUCAGAGGACUUUCCUCAUGGCCCACACGACCCGCCAAGAGUUGCGCGAGAACCGUGUCACCGUCAUGCUCAUCGCCGUGUCCGUCCUGUUUCUCCUCUGCCAGAGUCCGACCGCCUUGGUCCUCAUCUACUCCUCCUUCGACCAACCCGUACCGAACUCUCGUGGCGAUUACAUCCUCAGGAUCUGCGGGAACGUCUUCAAUCUCCUCAUGGCCAUGAAUGCUGCCAUAAAUUUCCUGUUCUACUGUGCCCUGAGUGGCCGCUAUCGCAGAGCCAUGAUGAACAUCUGUCGCAGAACCGUGUCAGGAUUCCGGGAUUCGUCCAGGUGUCAGGAUCAUAGAAGAAAUGUCGGGUCGACUGGGUGGUCUCCACCUCUGCAUAAUCAGUUUCUGGGAGUCUCGAGUUACGGCGAUCUCAACUCCGAGCACGCCGUGACUGAAUCUCAUCAGUUGACGCAAAUGGGGCUGUCAGAUCGGACGACUGACUCUCAAGAUGUUUGA
This is a messenger RNA of Darwinula stevensoni, 1281 nucleotides long. NCBI's taxonomy places the organism in Eukaryota, Metazoa, Arthropoda, Ostracoda, Podocopida, Darwinulidae. The record is from the annotation of a GenBank genome assembly.